Messenger RNA from Cetraspora pellucida, 382 nucleotides. Lineage: Eukaryota; Fungi; Glomeromycota; Glomeromycetes; Diversisporales; Gigasporaceae. The record is from the annotation of a GenBank genome assembly.
AUGAAAGUUAAACUUGAUAGUUUACCAACUGAAUUAUUAUUGAUCAUAUUUUCAUGUUUAUCUUUCAAACAACAGAUUCAUGUACGAAGAAAUCAAAUUAAUUUAAAACAAAUACGAAAAUUAAUAAAACGAAAAGCUAAUGAAGAGAUUUAUUGUAUCUUUCAUCCUUCGAAAAAAUAUCUUUUAUAUGAUAAGAGAUAUGUUUUAAGUCAACAUAAGAAAAUAUGUGAUAGAUGCCAUAAAUUUCGUUCAUUAGAAGAAAUCCUUGUUUCGAAUGCGCAAUGUGAUAUAGAUUGUAUUAUUCGUGAUAAGAAAAAGCGAAUUGAGAAAUUGUCAAAGAAUAAAUGUUGUGAGUAUUUUGGUUUAUGGAAAAGAGAAGAGA